Molecule: messenger RNA, 1179 nt
Organism: Didymella exigua CBS 183.55
Lineage: Eukaryota; Fungi; Ascomycota; Dothideomycetes; Pleosporales; Didymellaceae
Product: mitochondrial distribution and morphology protein 10
Exons: 3
Coding region: 1-1179 (392 amino acids)
Biological process (GO): establishment of mitochondrion localization; protein insertion into mitochondrial outer membrane; phospholipid transport
Cellular component (GO): SAM complex; ERMES complex
Source: RefSeq, a predicted model, not a curated record
AUGUUGGAUUUCAUGGAGAAUGUGCAAAAUGCAUUCUACGAUGCUUCGCACUGGAACCUGGACAAUUCUUAUGGCGCGUUGAACACUACAGCACGAGCACUGCUCGACUUUCAGAUACCGCAAGGCCUGCGCCUACAGAUCUCGUCUCUUGCCGCGCCGAACUUCGCCACAUCUUACACACUGGGAAGUGUAGGCGUGGUAGAUGGCUCCGUGUCAUACCUGUACUCUUCACUGCCGCUGAGGAAGGAGUUCAAGAGCUCCCACAUCGACUUGAAGAAUGUCAUACGGGGCUACAAGCAUGUUCAGGAGCUAAGGCGGCCUGAUGAGAAUUUGUGGUGGGAGCUCUGGCAUGCUGGAAAGCGGGUUGAUCGCAAAAACACACUGCUGUACGGGCGGGUGUUCCUCCCUCAAUCGAGACUCGAGGCCCUGUACUUGCGCCGCCUGACACCCACGCGACAGCUCCGGAUCGCCGCUGUCAGUGACUCAAACUUGAACAACGGGGGGACCAUCCUUGCCUUGCUGCAGAACGAUUUGGGCAAAUACAGCACCGAGUACAUGUACAGCACGGACUCCGCGCUGAUGGGCGUGCGAGGUCUCUAUAACUUCGGCCCAGAUCCAAGGAUGGCGCCGACUGAAUCGACAUCUGUCGAUCAGGUGGAACCGGUGCAUGGCCGCUUCAGCGCAGGCGCGGAGCUGUACUAUGGCUUGUUGAAUAAGAGUGGAGGUAUCAGCACAGGCUUACGGUUCACGACACUGCCAAACCAUCCGGGAUUCCCGUACACCAUGACGCUAACGCUAAACCCAUUGAUGGGCAACCUCUCUUCCACCUAUGCCGUGAAGGCUGGGUCUAGUCUGGCUCUCUGUUCCCGAUUUGACUUCAACUUCUACUCAUAUGAAAGCGAGCUGCAGCUUGGGUGCGAGUUGUGGCGGCGACGCAACACCGCGGAUGUUGACUGGGCGGUAAAGAAGCUGCGCCGAGACUGGAAGCAGCAGACCAUCUCUCCCGACGACGACGUCUCUGGUGUGUUGAAAGCUAGGGUCAACCAAGACUGGCACGUCGGAGUGCUUUGGGAAGGCAGGAUCAAAGAGCUGCUCUUCACAUUGGGUGCCAGUCUGGACCUCAAAAAGAGGGAACAGAUCUUCCGAUCGGUUGGCCUCGAGCUGCAGUACUCUUCAUGA